Gryllus bimaculatus (two-spotted cricket) is the source of this 4304-nucleotide messenger RNA. The record is from the annotation of a GenBank genome assembly. Lineage: Eukaryota; Metazoa; Arthropoda; Insecta; Orthoptera; Gryllidae.
CCAAAUGGGACCACCAAUCUGAAACAUCAGAAAGCUAAACAAAUCUGAAAUUCUGAAGCUCAAUAAUGUGUAAAGAUGGUUUUAAAAAAACAACAUACAUGAAAUUUCUGUCCACAAUGCUCACAAACUCCAUUAACUGGGGCAUGUGGUAGUGAGAACUUAUACUGAUUAACCUUCUCACCAAAUUUAUGUGCUACUCCUAAGGGAUGAAAAACAUGUGUUUCACAACCAACACAUUGGAAAACAAGAGAGAGUUUGCUGGAAAUAAAUGUACAUACAAUUUGAACAAUUCCUAAUUAAACAAAUUCCUAAUUAAAAAGCAAAGAAAUCACACAACAGAACGUACCUUGUAGAUCUCUUACACAUAGCUGCUCCUGAAUAUAUUUUAACAAAAACUCGAAUGUAGAAAUCUGCACUCACAGACAACAUUGGCACUAUAUAUCGUCCAUAACGAUUUGCAUGAGUCUCAAUACACUGUAAUAUUAUUCUCAGACCCUAGUCCCAAAAGGAGGUAGGGAUAAAAAAACAUUUUAAAAACAUGCACUGUAUGAACAAUUCUAUGAGGAAAGACAAAAAAUGCAAGACCGAACCAACCAUUUCAUGGCAAGCCUUGGUUCUCAAUGAAAUAGCACCAUACUUGGCAUGACAUGUUUCAGGGGCAUUACCAGCUAAAACUGCCAUGUCAGUACACGUAACUAGGAGAAGGCCACCAUCAGUUACACACUGCACAGCAGCAUCAAGAAACUGUGUUGGACAACCAUAUGGGUCCAAGUCAACAGCAUGGACACGUUUGGACGGGUGACGAUGGGCGUACAUCAGCAUGCUAAACAUCAAAUAUGAAUACUUUACCCGACAUCUACUAUUAUUUACCCACAAGUUAAUACUACAGCACCUAUUAAUAUAAACUUCAAUAUACGUAUUUCUACUUUUGUACAUGCUAUCAUAAAAGUAAGUAAUUAUUUUGUCUCAUAUGGGGUUGUAUAUAGGCCCAUGAAACUGGAGCAUUGUUUGUCUUCAUUGUUUAGAACAUUGGCUUGAAUUUCAAAAUUAUGUGUCAAUUUGGAAGUAAUUAAUUUAUUCACAUUAAUUUAGGAAAACAAAAUUAAUACUUACACUGCAUCAUCAUGACUCACAGUCACUAAAGAAUCCACUUCAUUGAAUGUUACAUUUUCCUUAAUACUUUUUACAGCAGUUUCAGAUAUGUCAUUUGCUAUCACCUGCUUAACACCACUUAUUUCCUUUGCAUAUCGAAUACUUCGCAAACCAGUAGCCGAUAGGGCUUCAAUAAUAACAAUUCCGUCCUUGUGGACUUCACCACCAAUUUCAUUUGACUUUUCUGUUUUAUUACUGACUUCCUUGAUUUUUUUUUCUUCCAAUUUUUGGAAAUGUUCCUUAGCAAGGACAGUGAGAGCAGCUAUGCUCAGAUCUCUGUUAAAUUCCUGUACAGGAUUGUAGAACACGUUUUUGGAUUCUGGUAUAAGGAUUUCCGCUUUGCCUUCUUGAAUAACAGAAGGAUCACCAUCACGUGUUUGACAGGUUUCAUUUUCACGAGUUCCACAGACGUCGUUUUCAGCAAGUGAACUCAUCCUCAUAACAGAGGCACGUGCUACUAACCUAGAGAACGAACACCACGAACGACGAACUGAAUUCAUGCAGAAUAACACGGACUCGCGCUAUAAUCUUAUUAAUACUCUCGCUGUGACGGAACUACAUUAGUUCUAGUCCUUUUGGUACUAAAGUGCAAAAUCGACUUCUGAAGAUCGUGAUAUUAUUUUAUUUGCUACAUAAAUCACUUCUGAUCAUCUUCCUAAGCAAUAGCAUCAUACACAUGCUAUUCAGAACCUUUAGAAGUAAAGUAAAUACAUAAAGGUUAUUACUGCUUUAGGAAACUCUUAAUUACGUUUUAUACAAAAGAAACUCACUUAAAGGAAAAUGAUGUAAAAAAAGUCUAAAGUUAGGACGAUGACAGUUCAGGAGAUUUACAUUCUUUGACAGUGGCUUAUCAAACUUGUUUUAUUAUAAUCAAUGGAUAAGUAUACAAAGGUCGUCUUUAGUAUACCAUGGAAUUCCUUAAACCUCUCGCCUAUUCACUUGGGCAUUCAGACAAAUCACACCGCGCAGCACUUCACAACACUUCACUUCUUGGCUCGGUGGUUCAAUUCUGUACAGUGUUCACAAUCAUUGACAACUUGGCUAUAUACACCAAUGCAUACUCUUUGGCUAUAUUCUACUUCACUGGUUAUUUCGGCUCUACCUCCCCGCCACCGCCCACAGUCCCCGUCAUGCACCAUCCUGCAGUUUAUAUCAAUAUUCUUUGGGGUUCGCCAAUGGCCGCUUGUUACAACAGUUGUGAACUAUAGUUUGGUUAUGUGUCCGUGUAAUUUCUUACACGUUGGUGCUCGUCUUACUGAUUUUUCUCCCUUCGUUCUACCACGUUUAAUUUAAGUGUAAACUCAAAUUAAUUGAAGAUAUAUAUAUACGUUUUGAUGUAAUUAGUUUACCUUAUAGUAAGGACGACGUUGGUGUUAUGUGAUGUAGUGUAAUGUUUCUAUUCAUCAGAAGCAAGAUCACAACUUUGGCACUGUGUUUUCUCUCAAUAUAGACUAUUCAUUUCAGAAAGGAGCAUAAGAAUUCGUUUGUGUUUCCAUAUUAAUAACAAUUCUUAAAAAUGUCUCUGUACGAUGAUGUGGAUACCAAGCAGAAGAGCGAACAAGUUGCUGGCUGGUCUUCUGGAAUUAAAUUGUUACAAUCCCAAAUGCAGUUGAGAAAGGCAGCCCAGACACAGCCAAGAAGAGAUGCUCUUCGGAAGGCUGGUACUAGUCUUGCACCUGUGAUUGACCUAAAAUCCAGGAAAGAUGAAGAAGAUUCAAAUUCUAAUUCAAGCUUUGGGAGCUAUAAUUCAGGAAAGAAGUUACCUCUUGAAGUCGAUAACGUUCUAAUUCAGGAAGGAAAAGGGUCUCUUUUGACGAAUGUACCACCACGAGAUUCUGAUUGGAAUGUUGAAGGUGAAUAUGACCCAAUGUGGCCAAACGACUAUGAGAAGGUUGUCAAAGAUCUGAGAGAAAUGAGGGAAAGAGAAAAAGAACGAGAAGAAGAAGAAAAACGUAGGAAAAAUAAAGAAGAUAGGGAAAAAAGAGCACGUGAAAGAUUUGAAAAUUCAGAUGAUCGUCGUAAAUCUGGAUUUGCUGGGCGACGAGAAAGUGAUGAAGAAGAAGAAGAGAAAGAGAAGCCUGUGACGCCUCGAGCCAGUGGAGUUGCAAUAGCUCCACCUCCUUCUCUCCAUGAAGGGGCAUCACCAGGGGAGGCAACCAAAACUCCUGUGUCAGGAGAGAAAUAUGGUUUAUCAUUUGGUGGUUCUGUAGCAGCGAAGAUAAUGGCAAAAUAUGGUUUUAAGGAGGGCCAAGGUCUGGGAAAACAAGAGCAGGGAAUUUCUAUGGCACUUCAAGUAGAGAAAACCAGCAAACGUGGAGGACGAAUCAUUAGUGAGAAAGAAAUAAUGCCACCUCCUCCAGCAGGAACGACAAUUGGCUCACCAGUCGCAAAUUCCCAGAUAGGAGCACCUCCGAAACCAGAGCCAUCAAUUACAGAAAUUAUGAAAGCACCAGCCAAAGUGGUUCUCUUAAGGAACAUGGUUGGCCCAGGAGAAGUAGAUGAAGAUCUUGAACCAGAAGUUAAAGAUGAAUGUAAUUCAAAAUAUGGAGAAGUUGUUAAAGUUAUCAUCUUUGAACAACCUAAUGUAGAACCUGAUGAGGCUGUGAGAAUAUUUGUAGAAUUUAAAAGAAUUGAAUCGGCUAUAAAAGCUGUUGUUGAUUUGAAUGGCCGCUUCUUUGGUGGCCGACAAGUGAAAGCUGGCUUUUACAGUUGGGAAAAACUUAACAAUCUGCAGCUGUUGGAUUGAAUAUGUGUAUGUCUUGUUAUUAAUAAACAUUUAUUCAAUAAACAAAUUUGUGUUUAAUGGUUGUUGCCCAUCACUUAUUCAUGGUAGGAGGAGGAGAAUUUUGUCUACAAUUUGAGGUGAAUUUUUGAAUUUUUAAGUUGAAAAAAUGCUGUCAACAUGUGCUUUCUUUUUAUUUUGUUCUAAAUAUGGGAAUUAGUUAGAUUUUUUUGGGGGGUGGUAAUGAUUUAGGAAACAAUUCUAACUAAUCCCAAAAUUCAGAAAUGUUAAAAAACUCACAUUGACGGCGUUCUUCCUUGUUUGCCCAUAUACAAAGUAUAUAUGUAGUGCAGAGAAAUUGUCUAAUGCUAUUGAAAAUUGAUUUCAAGAUUUUAAAAGAAAUUUGUGUUUUGGGAUCCCCUGAUACUGG